Strongylocentrotus purpuratus (purple sea urchin) is the source of this 825-nucleotide messenger RNA. RefSeq names its product NF-kappa-B inhibitor-interacting Ras-like protein 2. Lineage: Eukaryota; Metazoa; Echinodermata; Echinoidea; Camarodonta; Strongylocentrotidae. The coding region runs from base 79 to 678 and encodes 199 amino acids. Gene Ontology annotation, molecular function: GTPase activity; GTP binding. The record is from RefSeq and is a predicted model, not a curated record. The transcript is spliced from 8 exons. Gene Ontology annotation, biological process: canonical NF-kappaB signal transduction.
CCGGAAGUAGAUCUCUGAUACAUCAACAAGGAGUGAGGCUGUGAAGUCCUAAUGUGUUGACUUGAACUUGCAUUGAUCAUGGGCAAGAUAUGCAAAGUCGUGGUGUGCGGGUCAGCGGGAGUGGGGAAGACUGCCGUCUUGGAGCAGGUCAUCUAUGGAACACACCGUGUCGGACAGGAAACUACUUGUCCUACGAUUGAAGACAUUUACGUAGCCAACAUUGAGACGAAUAGAGGAAGCAGAGAAAGAGUCAGGUUUUACGACACCAAGGGCUUGACUUCAAUCAAUCCAGAUCUCCCCAAGCAGUAUCUCAGCAUGGCAGAUGGGUUCUUAUUGGUAUACAGCACUACCAGUCAGGAGUCCUUCAAGAUGCUUGAACACAUCAAGAAAGAGAUUGAUAAGCUCAAAGACAAGGACAAGAAGGAGAUAUCGGUGGUGAUGAUUGGUAAUAAAGUCGACCUAAAUCAUCAGAGGCAAGUAGAGUUCAGAACAGCCAGUGACUGGGCCGUCAAAGAAAAAAUCCAAUUCUAUGAGGUGACGGUAGCCAAUAGGAGUAGUCUUGUGCAGCCGAUCGUCUCUCUUACAUCUAAGCUCACUAUCCCUCCAACCAAAUCAACCUUCUCAAUAUCAGUGCGGAAUUUCAAGCCGAAACAACUGCAGAGCUUUGGCGAUUCAUGACCACUGUCCCACCCCUUCAUUUUGAUGUCAUGAAAGAGGAAUCUGAAGCAAGAACACACUCACAUAUGUGUGUAAGGUUAUAGAUAGAUAACUUUGCACAUCUUACGUCUGUUUCGCUGUGACUACCUACGAGGCGAGUGUGCGUUC